Paramecium octaurelia is the source of this 1511-nucleotide messenger RNA. The record is from the annotation of a GenBank genome assembly. Lineage: Eukaryota; Ciliophora; Oligohymenophorea; Peniculida; Parameciidae.
AUGUAUUCUAAUAUUAAUAAAACAUCGCCAUCUCAUUUGGACAAUUCUGGUUUAAAACUUAAAUUAGCCAAGCAAUACCAAUAACAUACUGUUUCUCCAGUGGACAUUUAAAAAAGCACCCUCAAUAAAUUAUACUAAACUUAAAGUUUGAGCACCCUUAUAAAAAAUAAGAAAUCCUCCAUCUCUAAAUAGGUACCUAAGAAGAAUCCAUUCAUCGAUACAAAUGUUAGAACUAACACCCCCAAAUCUGUCCAUCCACAACAGGUAUGCCAAUUGUAACUAUAAAAGUAUUACUUUUUUGCCAAAUCAAAGGAUUCGAGCAAGACUUAACUAUCCCAACAACUCAGCAAAACCUUAUAGCAAAGCUAUAAUAAGGCCAACAGUAGUUCCACAAAGGAUAAUUCCUUUGGCUUAUAGAAUAAAUCCAAGACCGACAGAAAAUAUAAUAUAUUGUCUCUAGAUCAGAAUAAACUUGCACAAAAACUCAAAACGGAAAAGGGGUCCUCGAUUGAUAGACCUUAAACCAAUAGCAAAAAAAAUCUUGAUCAAAAACAGCCUCUGAAUAUUCAUCUGAGUUUGGAUGACUUUGUGACUCAAUUCAAGGUUUCAAAUCUCUCAAAGAACAUUUAUAGUAUCUCUCCAUUUAGAUAAGCAAAAUCGCUUUCACCGAAAAAUAGAAUUCUAUCCUUUUCAAGAAGUACCUUCGCAAUCUAUUUUAGAAAAUACCUACUAUGUGAGCUCCAUGAUAGAAGCUGUCAACGGAGCCUACGAUUCUCUCAGUUAGUUAUAUAGAGACCAUGCCUUUUAAACUUAUAAUUGCAUAGGUUUCUGCUUAAAUUAAACAGAACCUACUUUAAGUAUUAUACAAAAGAAAAUGGUAAAUUUACCGUAGAAAAAUAGCAAAUGUAGUUUUUUGAUACGAUUUAGUUCAUAAAACUGUGGUGUUUGAUCUUGACGAAACUCUCAUCCAUUGUAAUGAAGAUUAAAAAAUGAAAUCUGAGGUUUAUUUGCCGAUAACAUUUCCUUCAGGCGAGACGGUUUAGGCAGGAAUCAACAUAAGGCCUUGGGCUAAAUAGAUCUUGAAUCAAUUGUCAGAUAUCUGUGAAGUCGUAAUCUUUACAGCUUCCCAUUAAUGUUAUGCUUCUCAAGUGAUCUAGUUUCUGGAUCAUAAGAAAAUCUUAGCUGCCCAAUUGUUUCGAGAGAGUUGCAUUGUGACUAGUGAUGGGGUGCAUAUUAAAGAUCUCAGAGUGUUGGGGAGAGACAUGAAGGACGUUGUGUUGAUUGAUAAUGCGGCAUACAGUUUUGGGUAUCAUAUUGAGAAUGGAAUUCCAAUAAUCCCUUAUUAUGACAACAAGGACGAUAAGGAAUUAAAGUUAUUGUAUGAUUUCCUGCUCUCUGAUGUGCUCCCUGCUUACGAUUGUAGGAAGGUAAUUCAAGAAACCUUUAAGUUGCGAGAGUUUUAGAAUUAUAGUAGUCCCAAGACAGCGAUUGAAAAAUUAUAUUGUUAAUGA